Molecule: messenger RNA, 1384 nt
Organism: Trichomycterus rosablanca
Lineage: Eukaryota; Metazoa; Chordata; Actinopteri; Siluriformes; Trichomycteridae
Gene: ocstamp
Product: osteoclast stimulatory transmembrane protein
Exons: 3
Coding region: 1-1380 (459 amino acids)
Cellular component (GO): membrane
Source: RefSeq, a predicted model, not a curated record
AUGGCCGUAAAGUGCAAACUGCAUACUUCUAGCAGGACUGUGACUCAUGUCUUUGAAACAUCAACGAAGAAAGUCCUGGAAUUACUCUGGUUCUGCUACUCUACUCCAACUCCACAGAAUGCCAGACAGAUCCUCAGCCUCCUACUUCUCUGCUUUGCCAUCACCAUUAGCACCACUGGCCUACUUUUCCACUGGCUUAAUGGGCUUCUAAUGUACCACUCAAAAACUGCAGGCAUUGCUGCAGUCAUCUAUGCUGUGGCAGUAUUUCUACUUUUGUUUCUUGUGCACCCAGUCCGUUGUGCCUUCACACUAAUGUUCCCAACUCUGGGCACCAGACAGGGACGAAAACUUAUUCUUUCCCUGUGCGUCAUGACUGUGUUGAUAUAUAUUCUACCUAACAUUGCUACGAACAUAGCAGAACUUACACAGCUGAUGAAGUGCACAUCGGAGAACCUGGCUCACAGUCUGCUCAACUCAUCUCAACUAAGCAACAGCAUAAAAAGAAACAUAGUGGAUAAAGUUAAACAAAUUAAGGAUUUAACAUCACCUUUAAUGGAACAACUGAGUGUGUUCGAUCACUCCACUGACAUUAACGUGCACGGGCUGAGAGAACGGUUGAAGAACUUGAGCAGACACGUAGGGGAGGAUUUUUUUAAAGCCAAACUACAACUAGAUGAACUAAAACUUAUUUCAAGAAGAAUCCUCGCUGCUGUUUUGGUGGUGUACCUUUUUGUGGAUUCUAGUAUUUACCUGAAGUCCUACUUGACAUCAAUGAAGUUUGAUAAUAUCUACAUCACAGGGAUGCUCAAAAGCACUGCUUCUCCUAAAGGAAUCCACAUUGAAACAAAGGAUUUAAAAGAUGGAGUGAACUCCACCAGCUUUAAAAUGACAAAAAAAGAACUCUUGGGAUGUCUGUCUCCCGUUCUGCUAAUCACAAUGUACCUGUUGAUGACAACCAUGCUGAUAAUACUCGACUAUAUUGUGCAUUAUGCUGUGGCAUCAGGUGGCCCUUGGCUUUUGGACAUCCCGCAGACUGUAAUCUCCAUGAAUAUUCAUUUUAAAGUUGAUUAUCUCCUUUUAGACAAAGUAACAUAUACGGUGAACUUAAACAGAAGAUACAGCGCUAUUAUAAGUUCUGACGUGACUCAGUGUAAGACCAAGCCAAGCACGCCAAGUGUAGGUGUUCUAUUUUCGCUGAUCCUGCUCUAUCUACUUAGCUAUUUUCUUGCUUUCUUGGAGGUCUACGCUCGACGGCUACGCAGAAAAGUGGCCGCAUCCUUCUUCCAGCAGCAGGAAGAAAAAAGAAUCAAGUUCCUUUUUGAGAAAAUUUUGAACAAGAAGAAAAGGCAUGUCAAACAUCAAGCUGUAAGAGAUCAGUAAUGUA